Drosophila nasuta is the source of this 1343-nucleotide messenger RNA. It is a transcript of the gene MME1, whose product is annotated as Mitochondrial Magnesium Exporter 1. Gene Ontology annotation, molecular function: O-acyl-L-carnitine transmembrane transporter activity. The coding region runs from base 448 to 1332 and encodes 294 amino acids. The transcript is spliced from 5 exons. Lineage: Eukaryota; Metazoa; Arthropoda; Insecta; Diptera; Drosophilidae. The record is from RefSeq and is a predicted model, not a curated record. Gene Ontology annotation, biological process: carnitine transmembrane transport; mitochondrial transport. Gene Ontology annotation, cellular component: mitochondrial envelope.
AUGUUAGCACUGUGAUUUGUGUAAUUAUAUUAUUUAAACUCACAGUUUUUGAACAUGUGAACUUAUCAAAAUUCUUAUUUUGAAAAAUAUAAACAAACACACAAAACAGCACAAGUCCGACAAUCAGCAAUCGAUACGAAGCUAACGAAAUUGUGCGUGGCAUCGACGCACACUGUUAACUAACAGAAGCGUGUUAUGCUAGCUUACAGAUGGCCGAACAUAUGUUUGCAUUAAAAUAAGUCUUCUCCACUUGCUCGCAAUGGAAAUUGAGCUCGCCGCCGAAAUUCUUGAUUUUAUUAGCACAAACAGCAAACGACAGUCCAGCAGCUCACUGAUAACAUAACCCAAGGCAAACACACGUGCAUGUUUCAUCAAAAACAAUAACAACAACUAAGCUGACGAUAUUUCACGCUUUGUUUACGUAAAUACUACUAGAGUGAAAUCAUCAUGACAACAGUCACAACGGAUCAAAAAGCGAAUCCCGCCAAGUCCUUCAUUGCCGGCGGCUUUGGUGGCAUGUGCAGUGUGCUCACUGGCUAUCCACUGGACACAAUUAAAGUGCGUCUCCAAACAAUGCCUUUACCGGCAGCUGGACAACCCCCUCGCUACAAAGGCAUCAUUGACUGUGCUGUCAAGACAUUUAGUAAAGAAGGAGUGCGUGGUUUCUAUCGCGGCAUCUCAGCGCCCCUCGUUGGCGUCACACCCAUUUAUGCUGUGGAUUUCGCUGUUUACGCGGCGGGGAAACGUCUCUUUCAGUCCGAUGACCAAACUAAACUAACGUACUCGCAAAUCUUCAUGGCUGGCAUGGGUGCAGGCAUCUGCUCGGCUCUUGUCACAGUACCUACAGAUCGUAUCAAGGUGCUGCUGCAAACACAACCUGUUACAGGCGGCCCACUGAUGUACAAUGGCAUGGUGGACACGGCUUUUAAACUGUAUAAACAAGGCGGACUGCGCAGUCUCUUUAAAGGCACCUGCGCUUGCGUGUUGAGAGAUUCACCCACUGGCGUCUAUUUUGUAGUCUAUGAGGGAUUGCAGGAUUUGGCGCGUCGACGCACAGGACACAUAACGCCAACGUCCACAAUUUUAGCUGGCGGUUCAGCUGGCAUUGUUUUUUGGUCUUUAGCGGUGCCUUUCGAUGUACUUAAGAGUCGACUGCAAUCAGCACCCGAGGGCACAUACAAACAUGGCAUUAGAAGUGUUUUUAGGAAAUUAAUGGCCACCGAAGGUCCUAAGGCGUUGUAUCGUGGUGUUCUGCCCAUUUUAAUACGCGCUUUUCCCUCAACGGCCGCCGUAUUCAUAGGAGUUGAAUUGGCCAAUGAUUUGUUAAAUUAGAAUAGACGUAU